AUGGCACCUUUAUGCCAUGUGUUCCACACAGAAAACCUCCCCGAUCAUGUCCACACCAUCCAGCGCAACUUCCAAGAAAAGCGUCGCAAAGGUCCAGCCGUGAACCUGAAAGAGUGCCAGCUGCUCGAGAUGGUGCAAUACUCCUGCAAUCCGCCUCAAGGAGAAAUUCCACAACCAGGUGUGAUUACGUGCCAGCCGAUUACACGGCUGUUUCGACGAUGCGCCGGAGGGUUGACGGUGGAAAGUACUGCAUGGGAGCCGAUCAGGAUAGCUGCGGAGGAAGCUCAGAAGAAGGCGACAGACAAAAAGUCGUGA
Molecule: messenger RNA, 315 nt
Organism: Penicillium subrubescens
Lineage: Eukaryota; Fungi; Ascomycota; Eurotiomycetes; Eurotiales; Aspergillaceae
Exons: 2
Coding region: 1-315 (104 amino acids)
Cellular component (GO): mitochondrial inner membrane peptidase complex
Source: RefSeq, a predicted model, not a curated record